Messenger RNA from Guillardia theta CCMP2712, 3282 nucleotides. RefSeq lists its product as hypothetical. The record is from RefSeq and is a predicted model, not a curated record. NCBI's taxonomy places the organism in Eukaryota, Cryptophyceae, Pyrenomonadales, Geminigeraceae. The transcript is spliced from 25 exons. Bases 4 to 3282 code for a protein of 1092 amino acids.
ACCAUGGUAGGGAGGAGGGGAAUGGAAGGGAGGGGGGCAGGGAGAGCAUGGGCGCUGAAGAGCAUGUGUAGCAUGCUGAUAGUUGUUAGCCUGUCGGAAGGACUAGGAAGCUCCAUCGGCCCCUUCCAGGCUGCUCACGUUCCAGCUCAAGCGAAGGCAAUCAUGAUGGAGGCCAGCGGAACGACAACCGCAUUCGGAUAUAGUGGAGAGGGACUGAACCUGAGAGGAGGCGGCAUCAAAGCUCAGAAAAGAUCAGCGUCAAACAAGCGGAAGGGAUCCGCUAGUCGAUCACGCUCUCUCGGGAGUAAUGGUGUCAAGAAGAAGAAGUCGCUCAAGAAAAAGCAGCCCAGCUACAACCUGCCCAAAGAUGGAUGGUUCAACAAGAUCAAGAAACCCGAGCUGCAAAGGCCAAAGAUCUCAAUGAAGGGUAGUGCAAAGGGUCGAAAGAAACCAGUCUUUCACUUCUGGACCAAGUCAAAGACGAAACUGUUCAUUGCUCAACGAGUCAAGCAUGCCAAGCUUGUGAAGAAGAUGAAAGAAAAACUGCCAUUGAAGUUUAUGGCUAAGGGUGUCAAGAGGUGCAAGUGGGAGUGGCUGCCCUCCAUCCGUGAGAAGGAAAUCCUCGAGAUGGAAGAGAAACGCAAGGCGGAAGAAAGGCAGCUAUGCAAGCUGAGGAUGGGAAUGAGGGCGAAGGCGAGGGGGAGGGCGGUCAAGCAUGCCAAGCUUGUGAAGAAGAUGAAAGAAAAAUUGCGACAGAAUGUCGUCGGAGUCCGUCUUGACGCAGGUGAUCAGAUAUCGCACAGGGUACAUGGCGUCUUGAUGCAGCAAAGGAUGAAAAAGAAGAUCUCGGACGAGUGGGAGGAGAGAGAAUCGAGCCUGCUGCGACUGCCGAGCGAUCGCAGCGCCAUCAUCGACCUGGACACCACCAACGGCAAUGUACAAGUCAACAUCUCAUCUGGGCUCUUUCUUCAUGAGGUAGAGCCCAACCUUAUGCAUGCUGGAUUCAUCAAGAUCAAGGAGGGAUUGAUCCACGAGGCCCCGUCGGUAGGUCUUGGGUUUCAGAGUGUCAACGGAGAAUGGAAAGUCGCGCACAUCAAGCACAAGGUUGGCUCGGUGGCAGCCAAGGGCAUCUUACCGGGAGACACGAUGACGCACAUCGACGAGGAGGCAGUCGGAGGUCUUGCGAGCUUCUCGUCUACCACCUUGACGAGUCUCUCAGGCAUCUACGAAACUGACGAUUACGUGCCCGACCUCUACAGUGCGGACGUGUUCAGCGAGACCUCUGACUUCGACAGCUCGAGCGUCGCUGAGAUGUCGAUGGAGCGAUCAUGGAGGAGGAGGGAGAGGAGGGAGGAGCGAGACUUUGUCACGAUUCCUGACCUGCAAAUGGAGAGCUGGAAGGUCGCGCAAGCAGGAGGGAGCGAAGAGGAGGCGCUGAGGGCGGAGGUCAACCAGCUCUACGCGGCGCUGGGGGAGGCGAGGAAGCUGAACAAGGAGCUGACGAGCUCGAUGAACGAGAUGCUGACGCGGCUGCGCGACAAGUCGGAGAUGCUGGUGGCAGCCGAGCAGAACCUGGAGGAGAUGAGGCGUGAGGUGGAGGAGGCAAAGCGAAGCCACGAGGAGAUGAAGGAGCUCCAGGAGGCGACGAGAGGGCAGGAGGAGGAGUGGAAGAGAAGCGAGAUGGAACGGAUCAUCGCUGAGCUGGAAGAGAAGCUCUACAUCCAAGAGAACGAGUUCUCAAGGCUACAGCAGCGAGUCGUCGAGGAGGAGAGAACCUCCCAGCAACUACGGCUGCAAAAUGCGAAUCUAGCAGACGAGCUGAGGGUGGAAAGAGCCCAGCACGAGGUGAGAGACAAGCUGCUGGAAGAGACCGCGAAGCUGAAGGGGCGAGAGGAGGAGGCGAGAAGUGAGAGGAGGAGGUGGGAAGCCGAGGAGGAGCAGCUGAAGGAGAAGCUCGCGAGACUGGAGGCGCAGAAGGAGGAGCUGAACGGCAAGAUCAGCCGACUGCAAGGAAGCCUGCGAGACUUCGACGCGAUGAAGGAGACACUUGAAAGCAAGCGAUCCCUCGAAGCUCAUGUGGCUGAGCUUGUGGAGAGGAAUCACGAUUUGGAGGAGCAGCUCCAUCUCCUCGCCAUGAAGGAUGGGAUUCGGGAGCAGGACGUGCGGGGGAGGGAGGACGCGCUGAGGAUGCAGGUGCAAGAGCUGCUGCGGCAGCAGAGCGAGCUAGAGCAGCAGCAUCGGAGGGAGCACGCGAGGUGGAAGGAGAGGACGGAGGCAGCGGAGGCGUCCUUCAAGGAGUGGGAGGCGAGCGCGAUGAGGGAGAUGGCGGGGCUAGAGCUGAGACUGAGAGACUACGAGGCUUCUCCCUCCUACUCCCACGAGGUCCUCGCGGCCCUUCGCAACCAGGACUGGCCCGACAAGAUUGCGACAUGGCAGAAGCGCGCGGAGCUCGCAGAGGCGGAGGUCGAGGCUCUCGAGCAGAGGAUCCUCCAGCAGAAGCGAGCUCUUCCUCCCAGCUUCAGCCCUGCUGGCGCCCAGGUGGACUCCGAGGGGUCGGACUGGCUGUUCAACGCUGCUGGGGAGCCGCUGGCCCUGUCGUGGGACCUGGUGGCGCGAGUGCUGGACGACGCGGCGUACGGGGUGGGGAAGUCGAGGAGGGACAAGGGGCUGGAGCCGGGGGAGGUGGUAGGGCUGCUGGAGUCGCUUGUGAAGACUUGGAAGAGAGCUACUGGCCGUCGCUCCCUCCUCACCCCCUCCAUCCCUCGCUCCUCCUGGCGUCCUGGUGGGGGCGAUCAGGUCGCUGAGCUGUCGGAAGCCAUUGGAGAGCUCUCGCGCCGCCUGCUGUCAACGCAGAAGCUCGUGGAGGAGGCGAUCACUCCCUCUCGCGCCACCCCCAGCUCAGCUCCUGCUGGAAGCCGGCCGAAGAGGAUGCUGGGAGACGCAGGAGUGGGAGGAUCGAGCGGGAGAGCGACAGGAGAAGGAAGGCGGCGAAAGGAGUCGACGACCCCCAUACGGGAGGAGGAGGAGGAGGAGAUGCUGAGGACUGGGCAGAAGGAGAGGAGGAGGAAGAAGAAGAACGAGCCUGAGACACCUUCCAGGGGCUACAAGCCAGCAGAAGAGGACGCGCAAGAGUCUGGGCUGACAGAAGAAGCCUUCAUAGAGCUGCUCAAGUACAAGAAGAUGAUCCCGCAUCAUGUGGAGGAGGAAGAGGCUCUCCAGGCUUUCUGGGAGGUCAUCGAGAGCCGACAUGGCGGGGACGAACAAGACCCGCAGAUAACGUGA